AGUCGCCCUUGGUCUGGCCGUCACACCACUCGAAGCAAACACCCCGAGCGCCGCCGCCGCCACCACCGCCGGCCCGCCGCUCUUGCCCCAUCCAGCCGGGCCCGUUUGCCGCCGGCGGCCGCUGCACCGGUGCUGAGUGUCGGAGGAUGGCGUCGAGAUGCCCGGCGAGGGUACCGUCUCCGCGGUCCGCGCCGCGGCACGGCUGGGCGGGAUCGCGAGUUUCGGCCCGCCCGUCGAAAUGCAGGGCCUCGGGAGGACGUUCCGUCAUCUGUGCCGCUGUUAGCUUCAGGCCAUGCAUUGACAUACACAAGGGGAAAGUUAAACAGAUUGUUGGCUCUACUCUUCGGGAUUCAUCAAAUGAUGGCACAGCACUUGUGACAAACUUUGAAUCAGACAAAUCUGCUGCAGAAUUUGCAAAACUCUAUAAAGAAGAUGAACUUGUUGGCGGACAUGUUAUAAUGCUUGGCGCGGAUCCUGCAAGCCAGGCUUCAUCACUGGAGGCGCUACGAGCAUAUCCUGGUGGUUUGCAAGUGGGAGGUGGAAUAAAUUUGGAGAAUGCAAUGUUGUACCUUAAUGAAGGGGCAAGUCAUGUGAUAGUAACCUCAUAUGUGUUUAGUGAUGGCAAGAUGAACAUUGAAAGGCUAAGGAAACUUGUUGAGCUGGUUGGGAAACAGAGGCUUGUGUUGGACCUUAGUUGUCGAAAAAAGGAUGGCAGAUAUACCAUUGUAACUGACAGGUGGCAGAAGUUCAGUGAUGUAUUUGUGGAUGAACCUACAUUAGAAUAUCUUGCUGCCUAUGCAGAUGAGUUUUUGGUUCAUGGUGUUGAUGUGGAGGGUAAAAGGUUGGGAAUUGAUGAGGAACUUGUGGAACUAUUGGGGCGUCAUUCGCCGAUCCCAGUAACUUAUGCUGGGGGUGUGUCAACAAUGGAUGACCUAGAGAGGAUAAAGAAAGCAGGCAAAAGUCGAGUAGAUGUUACUGUUGGGAGUGCUCUAGAUAUAUUUGGAGGAGAUUUGCCCUACAAAGACGUUGUCCUUUGGCACAAGAAGCAAAGUUUAGUUGGCCAACUGUGAAGAAACAUGAGUUAUGGCUUGAUCGGUACUAUCAGCUAUGGUUCAAGCUUUGACAGAAGCCAAACUUUCUGAACACUCUAUUGCAAAUAAUUCAGUGGGCUUUCAGUGAUAUAAUCUGAAGCUGAUGUGUAUGAUUUGUUCUUGUGUGGGCAUUAGGGUUGAUUUAGCAAAAAUAGGGGGUUGAUUCAUGAUUAAUGGACUGUUGUUAAACUGUUUCGUACCAGUCUGUAAGCCUGUUUGGUUUUCAAGCACAGCUGAUGAUGACGAAUAUUUACAUCCUGUGCGGUCACAACACACACCCACAACCACAAGCAAUUUUAGUGACAACGUUUGGCUUGACUGA
This is a messenger RNA of Setaria italica (foxtail millet), 1413 nucleotides long. RefSeq names its product 1-(5-phosphoribosyl)-5-[(5-phosphoribosylamino)methylideneamino] imidazole-4-carboxamide isomerase, chloroplastic. Gene Ontology annotation, molecular function: 1-(5-phosphoribosyl)-5-[(5-phosphoribosylamino)methylideneamino]imidazole-4-carboxamide isomerase activity. The transcript is spliced from 9 exons. Gene Ontology annotation, biological process: L-histidine biosynthetic process; L-tryptophan biosynthetic process. Lineage: Eukaryota; Viridiplantae; Streptophyta; Magnoliopsida; Poales; Poaceae. Gene Ontology annotation, cellular component: cytoplasm. The record is from RefSeq and is a predicted model, not a curated record. The coding region runs from base 147 to 1070 and encodes 307 amino acids.